Molecule: messenger RNA, 2565 nt
Organism: Alexandromys fortis (reed vole)
Lineage: Eukaryota; Metazoa; Chordata; Mammalia; Rodentia; Cricetidae
Gene: Cdca7
Product: cell division cycle associated 7
Exons: 10
Coding region: 162-1388 (408 amino acids)
Biological process (GO): regulation of DNA-templated transcription
Cellular component (GO): nucleus
Source: RefSeq, a predicted model, not a curated record
AGGACCUGUGAGCCGGCGCGGGAAAGUCGGCGGCCCCGCCCCUCCGGCGGCGGAGUGCGCGCCCCUCCUCUGCCCCGGAGCUCCUUCAGCUCUGCCUGCUAGUGCUUUUGGGCUCCCGAAGAGCUGACCCCGCUCGGAGUGCUUGGGUACCCGCCGCCAGCAUGGAGGCUCGCCGCACGCGGCAAAAGGCUCUCAAAGUGAAGGACUUAAAGAACGUUGGGUAUAUGAAGCUGAUUUCCAUGGAAACGUCGUCCUCCUCUGAUGACAGUUGUGACAGCUUUGCAUCUGAUAAUUUUGCAAACACAAAACCAAGGCCAGAUGUCGCUAACGAAUUGGCCAGCAUUUUCCAUGCCGACUCUGAUGAUGAAUCAUUUUGCGGUUUUUCAGAGAGUGAGAUACAGGAUGGAAUGAGACUGCAAUUGGACAGGGAAGGCUGCAGGACCCGAAGUCAGUGCCGUCACUCGGGACCUCUCAGGGUAGCCAUGAAGUUCCCAGCACGAAACCCGCGGGGGCCAGCCAACAAAAAAGCCGUCCCCUCAAAACCCCCUGAGAACUCUGCAAACGAUUCCCAUUCUGACUCUGAGGAAGAAGACGGCAUGAACUUUCUGGAGAAGAGGGCUUUAAAUAUAAAGCAAAACAAAGCAAUGCUUGCAAAGCUGAUGUCAGAAUUAGAAAGCUUCCCUGGCAUAUUCUCCGGGAGACAUUCCCUCUCUGGUCACGGAUCCAAAGGUUCAAAGUCCCCUAGAAGACGCACAUUCCCAGGCGUGGCUUCCAGAAAGAACCCUGAACGGAGAGCCCGGCCUCUUACCAGGUCAAGGUCCCGGAUCCUGGGGUCUUCGGGCGCUCUGCCCACAGAAGAGGAGGAGGAAGAAGAGGAAGAGGAUAAAUACAUGCUAGUGAGGAGGAGGAAGUCCGUGGAUGGCUACAUGAAUGACGAUGACAUGCCCAGAAGCCGUCGCCCUGGAUCCAUGGCCCUCCCGCAUAUAAUCCGCCCUGUGGAAGAAGUUACCGAGGAAGAGAUCAGGAACAUCUGCAGCAACUCUCGGGAGAAGAUCUACAACCGGUCGCUGGGUUCUACAUGUCAUCAGUGUCGCCAGAAAACCAUUGACACCAAAACAAACUGCAGGAACCCAGACUGCUGGGGCAUCCGGGGCCAGUUCUGUGGGCCCUGCCUUCGAAACCGCUAUGGGGAAGAAGUCAAGGACGCUCUGCUGGACCCGAACUGGCACUGCCCGCCCUGCCGAGGAAUUUGCAACUGCAGCUUCUGCCGCCAGCGUGAUGGACGGUGCGCCACGGGGGUCCUCGUGUAUUUAGCCAAGUAUCAUGGCUUUGGGAACGUGCAUGCUUACUUGAAAAGUCUGAAGCAGGAAUUUGAAAUGCAAGGCUGAAGAUCUGCUGCCUGCUUUCGGCUUCUCACGGCUCUCUUCCUGACGCUGUCGUGGAUGGGCGCCUGUCGGUCUUAGAACUCAGUCAGAUUAAUCUUGUGGGAUUCACACUUGUUUCGGGGACCUCAUAUCGCUAGUUCCCCAAAGUUUGCCCUGGCCCCUACCUUGUAGCCUCCCCACUCCCAUGGUCCUUUGUCACCACUUAGAGUUCUUAAGUGGCAGUUUUUGAGAGCGUACUUGUUUUAUUGGUGUUGAAAUCGUCUCAGGACAUACCAAUAAACCCGAGCACUUAGGGGUCCGGUAGUGUUGGGAACAACGGUUCUGCUAGAUUGCAGAGAACAGUCCUUCCCCUUGUUUACACAGAAUCGAUGCGUGCGGGUUAGCGUCUUGCAUGCUGUCGGCUGACGUUUGAAAUGGAUCGGGCCGAGGCACAAACAAAGGUCUGAAAACCAUGUGGGAAAUUAGGUAAUUGCUGGGAAGUGGAGUAGAGCGUUGAAUGACUUUCUGGAAAAAAAGAACUCCUUUGUGUUGUGCUCAGCGUCCACCCUGUCGCAGUGGAGACUCGGUUGCUGCUAAGAUCGUCCCUAAGUUAGAGUGGUCCAUCCAUGCACAGUCUCCAAAGGUUUGUUUGUGGUAACGUGGUGCCAUAAUUACUUACACUGCUGUAGAAGAAGCCUUCUAGGAAGAGAAGACGACCAGUCUCUGUGAUGGGCCGAUUUGAAAUCUUGCUGUGAUUUCAGAAACUUAAAUAGCUUCCUUUGGUUCCAGAAGUUUCCUGUAGAGGAUUCCCUGGGGGUUGUGUCCAGGGUUUCCUUUAGAUUCUAAACAGUUUUGUGACAGUGAGCGGUGACCUCUUAGAGAUGGGUAGCUUUGAACCACUCUAGUGAGCUACCCCUGUCAGUUAUGGGCAGAUGCCGUGAGUCGCCCCCGCCCCUUUCCUGUCGCUGUGUCCUGCUCUGUUUGUGAUGCCCAUUGGGCCUUGAAUCAUUCGGUGUAAAUACAGCUUUUGCUCUCUAAUGCUUUUAUACAAAGGUUUUUAUUUUAAUAAUAAAACAUUUUUGUUUAAGCUUGUGUUUAUUUUUGCUUUUUAAAAAUCAGUAUUACUGUACUUAAUCCCCUUCUCCCCUUGUGUUUUGAAAGGUCAUUUCUGCCUCUUCUACUAAAACUUUUCUCUCUUGGC